CCUCCCCACAACAACUGAUGCCCCUCCCCAUCGACCCUCUUUCUUCCUCUCUUCGUCCUUUUGCUCCUAUCUUUCUCUUUCACGUCUUCUCACCCAUCUAAUUGACCCGGAAAAUCAUCCCCCGUAUACCCCCCAGAAACACCCAGUAAGGGAGAACCCGAAAAUGGACCCCAGCGACGUCACCAUUCCCCCCAUGAAAGACCUCACGGUCGACAACAUCACCGAGAACGUCAUCCGGAUCAACUCCCUCUGCCAAGACGAACGCAUGAAAUAUGUCCUCGAGCGCCUGGUCACCCACCUCCAUGACUUUGCGCGUGAGACGCGUCUCAGCACCGACGAGUGGAUGACGGGAUUACGCUUCCUUACGGAAGUGGGGAAGAUUUGUUCGGAUGUGAGGCAGGAAUUCAUUCUCCUCUCCGACAUCCUGGGUCUCUCCAUCCUCGUCGACUCCAUCGACCACCCCAAACCCCCCAACAGCACCGAAGGCACCGUCCUCGGCCCCUUCCACACACACGAUGCCGAGCCCCUCGCUCCUGGCGCCUCCAUCUCGCACGAUCCCGCUGGCGAGCCUCUCCUUGUCGUCUGCACCGUCCACGACACCCACGGCAACCCCAUCCCCAACGUGAAGAUCGAUAUCUGGGAGACGGAUUCGACGGGCCACUAUGACGUGCAGUAUCCGGGUCGGGAGGGGCCGGAUGGCCGUUGUGUGAUGACGAGUGAUAAGGAGGGAGUGUUUUGGUUCAAUGCGAUCACGCCAGUUCCGUAUCCCAUUCCGCACGAUGGGCCGGUGGGGAGACUGUUGAAGAAACUGGGCAGGCAUCCGUAUAGGCCUUCGCACAUGCAUUUCAUGUUUGAGGGGGAGGGAUAUGAUCACUUGAUUACGGCACUUUACCUCCGCAACGACCCCUAUGAGACCUCUGAUGCCGUCUUCGGCGUCAAAGACUCCCUCGUUGUCGAUAUCGGUCGUGCUGGUCCCGAGUACGCGGCCAAAUACGGCGUCGCUGAGGAUCACGCUCUGCUCACGUACGACUUUGUUUUGGUGUCCGAUGAAGAGACGAGCGAGCUGCGCGCCAGGAACUCCAAGGAGGCGCUGGAUAAACUGGGCCGCAAAGUGCGCAUUGUCAAUGGGUUGCCGGUGCCGGAUCUGGAUUAAUCUAGGCCAUCUUGAUCUUCUUGGUAUCAUUCGUCCAUUAGAAUGCGGUGGUUGUAUAUACAUCAUUCAUAAUCCACAUCAGGGGGCAGCAUCCGCUCCCACCAUGUCUCCAAAGUCACUCCCCAGGUCUUUCCCUUCCUCUGCCUGGACAGCACC
Molecule: messenger RNA, 1309 nt
Organism: Aspergillus ibericus CBS 121593
Lineage: Eukaryota; Fungi; Ascomycota; Eurotiomycetes; Eurotiales; Aspergillaceae
Product: intradiol ring-cleavage dioxygenase
Exons: 3
Coding region: 164-1153 (329 amino acids)
Biological process (GO): catechol-containing compound metabolic process
Molecular function (GO): catechol 1,2-dioxygenase activity; ferric iron binding
Source: RefSeq, a predicted model, not a curated record